Messenger RNA from Exophiala mesophila, 900 nucleotides. RefSeq lists its product as hypothetical. The coding region runs from base 130 to 543 and encodes 137 amino acids. The transcript has a single exon. The record is from RefSeq and is a predicted model, not a curated record. Lineage: Eukaryota; Fungi; Ascomycota; Eurotiomycetes; Chaetothyriales; Herpotrichiellaceae.
CUCCUGCUCACGAUGGCGCUUUGUUCAUUCGUUGACCACCUUUGAGUCAUACCCAUUCGACGCGUAUUGACGCCCACCAUCCGCAACUUAAUUCCACAAAACCUUCUCGCACAGGUCAAACACUGUGAUAUGUCAUCGAUCCCCGACCAAUCGCCUGCCGACCCGGCCCCGACUCCCUCUCCCUUCAACUACAUUCUUUCAUUCCUCCUCGUCGGCAUCUGCUGGGGCUUCACCACACCCUUCAUCCGUAAAGCCGCAGUCAACUAUACGGCCCCAACCCAUUCCUCCAUCACCGACCCUCGACGGUCGUGGCUGUCGCGACAGUUGGCGAAGGCUUUCUUCACCGUAUUGGGCUUGCUCCGAAGUCCUGGAUAUGCCGUACCUUUGAUCUUGAAUUUGACCGGCAGCAUUUGGUUUUUCUUGCUGGUGGGCCAAGCUGGCAAGUUAUGCACCCUUCUCGUCUUUCCAUGCCCCUUCUCGAAUCCAUCAAUCCUCGCGUCGUUCGUUCGGCCUUUCUCCAAGCCUUGCGGAUAUGACGAGUAACUGACGGGCUCCCAGAACUAUCUUUGACAGUCCCCAUCACCAACUCUUUGGCAUUUCUCUUCACGGUGCUCGGGGAAUGGUACGCCGAAGGCAAGUUGAUUACAAGGGACACUUGGGCCGGCAUGCUCUUGGUCUGUGCCGGAAUUGCUCUCUGUGUCUACUCCAAACUAUGAGGUCUAGUUCCCAACCUACUCCACUGAUUGGUUGAUGGGGUGGUUACAUAUCCAAUUAACGCCCAGCGGAAGUUAGGCUAAGCAAGACCGUACAUAUACCUAUAUAUACAUCGACCGCUGUGUCUUCCGCCCUGGAUCCUGAUAUCCAAUUCAAUAUACUAUCAAAACAUGCCGAGGAUGCGCU